This is a messenger RNA of Laccaria bicolor S238N-H82, 684 nucleotides long. RefSeq lists its product as uncharacterized. Gene Ontology annotation, biological process: protein complex oligomerization; [2Fe-2S] cluster assembly. The record is from RefSeq and is a predicted model, not a curated record. Lineage: Eukaryota; Fungi; Basidiomycota; Agaricomycetes; Agaricales; Hydnangiaceae. The transcript has 3 exons. The coding region runs from base 1 to 684 and encodes 227 amino acids. Gene Ontology annotation, cellular component: mitochondrion. Gene Ontology annotation, molecular function: ATPase activator activity; protein-folding chaperone binding.
AUGUUGUUCUUACGCUCUCGGCUUUUUCUCAGAGUCCAACCGUCCCGCUCGUUCCAUCCUUCAUUGGCAAGAUGGAACCAGUCGCGGACACAUUCUUGCCCCGUCUGUUCCGCCCCUUUGCCCUCGCCACUCCCCGCCUGUACAAAAUGCUGGAAUCUCUUUGCUCUGCCUCAGGACCUCACCCAUCAUGGUCUCUUUGGUCUAUCAUAUGAUCCCAACCCCUUCGUUAUCGACCUUCCCCAACUAAAGCGCAAAUUCAUUCAAGCUCAAGCCGUCUGUCAUCCCGACGCAUGGGCUUCCAAGAAUCCCGAGAAGCUGCAGGUUGCGCAGGCCUUGUCUGCGCGUGUUAAUAACGCGUACCAAACUCUACUACAUCCACUUGCUCGUGCAGAAUAUAUUCUGGAGCGGAACCAACUUCCGGUGUCAGAAAAUGAUAAAGUAGAUGAUAUCGCUUUCAUGACCGACAUUAUGGAGGCCCGAGAAGUAAUUGAGGACUCCAGGAGUCUUGACGAGAUCGAGGACAUCAUUGACAAAAACAACCAAAGUAUAUCAGAAACUAUCAAAGAGCUCGAGGCAUUCGUGCUUGGAAAAGACUGGGAUGCGGUCAAGGCCAGCGCGGUAAGACUGAGAUACUUGGAAGGGAUUCAGAGGGCUGCAAAAAGAUGGCUGGAUAAUAAUUCGUGA